GCUGCUGCGUCCCGAACGCAGUGCCUUGCGCUCCUGGCGCCCGCGGAAGGGCUGGCGUUGGCGCUGGUGGCAGGCCAGUGGCUGGUGGCAGGCCAGUGGGGGUCCACCGCUACGGCUUGGCCUCUUCCGGGUACUGAUGGAGUCGUCCCGGAUUCUCUAGGAGGAGGGUCCGCAACUGCGAGCCAGGGAGAACCCGGGACAUCAGCACCUGCUGCCGGAUGGCGCUUAAUGGGUGCUUCAGUUUGGACUACCAUGUCAACCCCCACCCAGGGGACUUGAUUGAAGUGUUCCGUCCUGGCUAUCAGCACUGGGCGCUGUACUUGGGUGAUGGUUAUGUCAUCAACAUAGCACCUGUAGAUGGCAUUCCUUCAGCAUUUACAAGUGCCAAGUCUGUGUUCAGCACAAAGGCGCUGGUGAAGAUGCAGCUCUUGAAGGAAGUAGUAGGAAAUGACAAAUACCGAAUAAACAACAAAUAUGAUGAAACGCACUCCCCUCUCCCUGUGGAUGAAGUCAUGCAGCGGUCAGAGUUUGUUAUUGGACAAGAGGUGGCAUAUGACUUACUGGUCAACAACUGUGAGCAUUUUGUGACUUUGCUUCGCUAUGGAGAAGGGGUUUCAGAGCAGGGCUUUUGCCAUGAAAGGAGAAGAACCACCCAAAUACAACAAAGAACAAAACAAUACAAUAAAGUCCAGCAAAGGCCAACCGAGCAACAACCCCCAAACUUUCUUCCCCCACUGAUCAUCUGAGAAGGUACGUGUGUCUUCCACCAGGUACAAGAUCCUUUUUUUUUUUUGAUGGUGGUUUUGGGGAUUGAACCAGGGCCUCAUUCAUGUGAGGCAAGCACUUUACCAUUGAUGUAUACCCAAAGCCCUUCUUAUUUUGACAGUGUCUCACUAUAUUGUUCACACUUGCCUUGAAUUUGUGAUCCUCCUGCCUCAGAUUCUCCAGUAGCUGGGAUUAUAGGUGUGUGCCACCAUGCUAAGUCCUUUAAUUUUUAUUCUAAAUUCAGGUUUCUGCUUCUUUAUGCCCUGCUUCCAAGAAAUAGUCAAUGAAUGGAAGCUUUCUAGAGUUAUUGAAUUAAGGUGAGACUGGCAGCAGCUUGUUACCUUUCCCCAUUUAAGGCAAUUGAGAGAGAAAAUUCAAAUUACUAAAAUUCAUGAUGAAAAAGGAAACAUCACAAUGGACACUACUGAAAUAAGAAGAUAUUUAGAAACUAUUUUGAAAUUUUAUACUCCAGUAAAAUGGAAAAUCUCAAAGAUAUUGACAGAUUUCUAGAGACAUAUACUCUACCCAAACUAAAUCAGGAGGGCACACACAAUUUAAACAGAUCAAUUUCAAAAAACGAAAUAGAAGAUUCCAUCAAAAACCUACCAACAAAGAAAAGACUAGGACCAGAAGGAUUCUCAGCCAAGGUCUAUGAGACCCUCAAAGAAGAAUUAACACCAAUACUCCUCAAAUUAUUUCAUGAAAUAGAAAAGAAGGGAACCCUUCCAAACUCAUUCUGUGAGGCUAGUAUCAUCCUAAUACCCAAACCAGACAAAGACACAUCAAGGAAAGAAAACUUGAGACUAAGAUCCCUGAUAAACAGACAUAAAAAUUCUCAAUAAAAUGAGUUACGUUGAUUGAUGUCAAAUCAACCUUUCAACCCUGGGAUAAGCCCCAUUUGAUUAUGGUGCACUAUCUUUUUAAUGUUUUUGUAUUUAAUUUGCCAGAAUUUUAUUGAGAAUUUUUAUGUCUGUUUAUCAGUAGAUUUAAAGACAUGAACCAUUUGAUCACCUCAAUAGAUGCAGAAAAAGCAUUUGAUGAAUAGAUGUUCAAAACACAGGGCCAAUCUUAACCCAAGGAAGGGAACCUGGCUUUUGCAGAAUUACAACAUUGGUGAGUGAGAGAGGAUGGAGUUAAUUUCCUGAGGGCCAAAAGUCAAAUCUUUCUAGAGCACCCUGGAGGUCUCUGCUCCAAAAGAGAGUCCUAGCUGUGCAGAAUAAAGCCACAGAUGCACUUCUGAAUUCAUGGAUUGAUAAUGUCAGAGGUGUCAGUGUUCCUUCCCCUUAGAAGUUAGCUCACAGAAUUGAUCAUGGUUUCCCCAUGAAAAGGUCCCUUCUUGGGGACAAGCCACCUGAGGAGGCUGCCUACCUUGUUUUCCUGCAGGUCAUCAAGGCCAUCAUUUGCUGUGUCAUCAUGCUUAUCAUUCUUUGACCAAACUUUUUUUCCCCCAACAUAAUUAAACCUUCCUGUGAACGUAUUUUUGGCAGUCAGUUAUGGAGUUUAAUUUUUCAUGUUCCAAAAAAGAAAUGUGAAAUAAGGAUCACCACCCACCAGAUCCCUAGUAGAUUGUUAGUAAAACUGAAAAAAUAAAAAAAAAACAGACUGUACUUGUAUUGAAUCAGGAUUUUUUAAAAAAUAUGUUUAUGUUCUCUAAAUGUUAUACUGUUACCAAUUGAAUCUUUUCAUUUAAAAGUCAAAAUACUAAAUAUAAAUGUCAACUCAAGGAACCCGGGCUACCAUAUAUUUAGGUUAACAUUACAUUUCCUAAUCAUAAGCUAAAAUCUCUUUUCAAAAAAUAUUUGUAUGUUGUUGUUAGGCAAUAAAUUAGACACAUUUUGAAAAUGAUAUCUCUCCAAAGAGCUGUUAAUAGGAGGAAAAAACAACAACAACAAAAUGUUGAGUUUAUUUUUAUGUAAGAAGGUUUAUUUGUGCUACUGGUUGAGUAACAUAGUUUAUAAUGCUAUUUACAGGAGGAAAUUGCUAAAAUAUUGAAAAAAAUUGUCAGUCCUAAAGAUUGCAGAUCGUAAACUCAGGGCUAUUUCAUAUUGAAUCCAUAUAUCAUGAUAUUAGGCACACACUUGACAAUUAUGAGAUGGAACUGGUUUUAGUUAACCAGCAAUUAGCUUUGCCUAUGGUCUGUUGAAAAUCUGUUCAGUUGGCAAAAUUAGAUUUAUUAUUCUAAGGAAAACCUAGUAGGUUAUUUCAAAUAUUCACCAGAAAUAAACUUCUUCCUCUGAAAAAUAUACAUUUUAUAUAUACAUAUUUAUUUAUGUAUGUGUAUAUAAGUAGAUAGAUCGAAGGAUAUAUUUGUAAAGAAUGUACCCUUCUUGUCUUUCAUGUGCACUUGGAAUGAUUUAUAUAAUUAAAAGAUGAAGUAGAGCAUAAGGUCAUCUGGAAGCCAGAGGAUUUUCAUCGGUCCCUUUCUUAGGGUUGUUUAUAAGACAAGUGAUGUUGAAUUUGACCUGUCUUUUUUUUUUUUUUUUUCACCUAGAACUUACUUGAAGUUUUGGUGUGUCAGUAAUAAAGAGUAAAUCAAAGCACCAGGCUUUCUGAGGUGAAAGGCACAUUUUAACAGCCUUCCAUUAUUUUGGGGAUCUACCAUGGACCUUCUAGCUCAAUACUUUGGGAAUUGUCAAACUUUGGUGGAAUUUGCUUAGGUAUUAGCUAUGCCUAUGCUAAGAUUAUAUGCAAUUAACACAAAUCUCUGCCGUUCUCCACUUCCACAUGACUCUAGCUUACUACAUAGUUAGGGUUGAAUUUUAUGAAGUAAAUGUUAAUACUUAUUUCUAUUAAAACCAUACAGUGAAGCCAAAAGGAGGAAUUUAGUUAUCUUGUAAAAAGAUAUGUACAUAUAUAUAUAUACAAAUGAAUGUAAGAUUUAAAGAAACUUGUGUGAUAAUUAACAUAUUGGUAAAACUUUCAAAGACCAAAUGUUUCCUUAGCUUUUCUUUAUUGAUGUUCAUACUUCUAAUUUUAUUAUCCUAAGAGCUGUGCAUUUUAAACAAUACAGUCUGAAUAAAGCAUAUUAAAAUGAUAA
Ictidomys tridecemlineatus (thirteen-lined ground squirrel) is the source of this 3802-nucleotide messenger RNA. The record is from RefSeq and is a predicted model, not a curated record. Lineage: Eukaryota; Metazoa; Chordata; Mammalia; Rodentia; Sciuridae.